Molecule: messenger RNA, 4320 nt
Organism: Frieseomelitta varia
Lineage: Eukaryota; Metazoa; Arthropoda; Insecta; Hymenoptera; Apidae
Product: neural-cadherin-like
Exons: 9
Coding region: 90-3374 (1094 amino acids)
Biological process (GO): homophilic cell-cell adhesion
Cellular component (GO): cell-cell junction; plasma membrane
Molecular function (GO): calcium ion binding
Source: RefSeq, a predicted model, not a curated record
UGGCGAAUCUUUCAGACGGUGUCGGCACUCAUGCUCUAGUAAACGAGCGUGGCAACUCGAGAGCGGAGCGGACAAGAGCGGACAGCACGAUGUGGCGUACACUGGUGGUGGUGGUUCUGCUGGUGGCCACGACGGUGUCGGUGGUCGGCGACAAAGUGGUGGUCCUGCCGCACGACGUUUACCCGGGCUACGAGGUGACGCUGUUCAACACGAAACGUCCAUCCAACUUCCACCUGAUGGAGAACGGUUUCUCCAAGUUCUUCACGGUGUUGGGCAACGGCCUGGUCAUGACCACGUCCGACCUGUCGCCGUUGAUCGACCGGCCGGUGAACCUGAUCGUGCUGGAGGAGCUGGCCAACAGCACCGAGACGCAUUUCCUUCACCUGUACGUGAUCAAUCGGCGAAACAUGAUCACCUUCUCGCACGAUCAGCUGGGCGAGGGCGAGGUGCCGGAGAAUUCCGCCGGGGGCACGUUGAUCGACGGUUUCCCCGUUCUGAGGGCCCGCGGCAGUUUCCCGGUUCACUACACGAUCCUGCCGGACGAGACCGGCGACAGGCCGUUCGCGCUGAAGGAGGAGGACUCGAAUCAGACGGGGUUCAACCUGACGUUGAACAGCCAGAAGGAGGGCGUCCGUGUGGUGACGGCGAAGCCGCUGGAUCGCGAGAGCAAGAAGUCGUACACGGUGGUGAUACACGCCACCGACGGCUAUCUGCUCAGCAGCUCGCAGAUCAACGGGCUGGUGCACGUGCUGGACGAGAACGACAACAGGCCGGUGUUCGAGAAGGAGCAGUACACGUUCGAGAUCAGACCGAGCAACUUGGACCAGAUUGGCAUCGAGAAGAACUCGGUGGCGCUGCCUGGCUGGAAACGAUUCUCCACGGUGGGCAAGGUGGCGGCCAAGGACGCCGACGGUGACAAAGUCGCGUACAAGUUGCUGACGCCGAGCAGUCUGUUGGUGGUGGUGCCGCAGACUGGCGAACUGAUGCUGGUCGGCGAGCCGGAGAUCACCAUGGAGGAGGACAGCGAGUGCGUGGUGAUCGUGGAGGCGCACGACGUACGCAGCCCGAGCCGAUCCACCGAGAAACCGGCCAAGGUCGUCGUUCGAUUUCUCACGUCCGAGCCGACGGGGGAGGUGGAGCAGCAGCAGCACCGGAUACAGAAGAGACGGGUGACCAGGGCUGUCAGGCCGACGAAGAAGGUGGACUUCACGGAGGCUGACGGCGACGUCGAGGGGAAGAUCGCGUUCUACCUGGAGAAGGAGAACGAGAAGGAGACGUACAAGAUCAGGGACGAGAACAAGUGGGUCACCGUGGACUCGAACGGCUCGGUCAUAGUGAAACAGAAGUGGGACUACGAGGAGCUAGGGUCGGAAAAGACCAUUGAUUUUUGGGUGACUAUCACGAACACAGAUCGGUGCUCACGAUAUCCAUCGUUUAUGCGGUGUCCAUUCCACGACACGGACAAUCAGCGUGUCAUUAUCAACGUGAAGGACGUUAACGACGAGCCGCCGUACUUCAUAAAUCGGCCGCUGCCGAUGCAAACGGUCGUGCAGCUGAACGCACCGCCGAAUACUCACGUGUUUACCCUCCAGGCAAGGGAUCCUGACACCGACAGCAAUAUUCAUUACUUCAUCGUACGGGAUCGCACUGGCGGCCGUUUCGAGGUGGACGAGCGAUCCGGCGUUGUACGCACCCGUGGGACCGAUCUCUUUCAACUGGACAUGGAGUACGUUCUGUACGUGAAAGCGGAGGAUCAGAACGGCCGUAUAGACGAGAGGCGUUUUCAGUCGACUCCUGAGGAACGUUUAUCGAUCGUAGGUGGAAAACGCGCGCCGCAGUUCUACAUGACCGCGUACGAGGCUGAAAUACCGGAAAACCAGAAGAAGGAUUCCGAUAUCAUAUCGGUGAAGGCGAAAUCGUUCGCCGAUCGUGAAAUUCGGUACACGCUGAAGGCGCAAGGGCAAGGUGCGGCGGGAACGUUCAACAUUGGACCAACGACUGGCAUUGUGAAGCUGGCGAAGGAAUUAGAUUUCGAGGAUCUACGUCAACCGCACAUUUAUUCUCUCAUUGUCACUGCCACGGAGGAUUCCGGUGGUUUCUCCACGUCCGUCGAGUUGACCAUACGAGUGUCGGACGUGAACGACAACGCGCCGAAAUUCGAAUUGCCCGACUACCAAGCGCACAACGUGGACGAGGACAUAUCGUUAGGAACGAGUAUACUGAAAGUGAAAGCAACCGACGCGGACUCUGGCGCGAACGCGGAAAUAGAGUAUCUGGUGUCGGACGACCACUUCAGCGUGGACUCCAGUGGGCUUAUCGUUAACAACAAACAGCUCGACGCGGACAACAACAACGCUUACUACGAGUUCAUCGUCACCGCCAAAGACAAAGGCGAGCCACCGAAAACCGGGACGGCGACGGUGCGCAUAUACACGAAGAACAAGAACGACGAGGAGCCGAAGUUCUCGCAGCAGGUGUACACGCCGAACGUGGACGAGAACGCCGGGCCCAACACGCUGGUGACGACCGUCGUCGCGUCCGACAAGGACGGCGACAACGUUCGGUUCCGUUUCGUCGGCGGCAACACGACGUCCGGCCAGUUCGUGAUCGAGGAGAUCACCGGCGUGAUCCGUUUGCACGGGAAGGAGAUCUCGUUGGACAGGGACAAGUACGAGCUGAACGUGACUGCCCUCGACGACGGUGCUUGUUGCCCGAACGGGGAGACGACGACCCACACAAGCACCGCGGUUGUCGUCGUGUUCAUCACCGACGUGAACGACAACAAGCCGGUGUUCAAGGAGUGCAGCAUGUACAACCCGAAGGUGGAGGAGGGCGCGCCGAAUGGCAGCACCGUGAUCAAGGUUCAGGCGACCGACGAGGACAAAGGCGUGAACGGGCAGGUGAAAUACUCGAUCGUUCAGCAACCGAACCAGAAGGGCACCAAGUUCACCGUCGACGAGGAGACUGGACAAGUUUUGACGAAUAAGGUAUUUGAUCGUGAAGGAGAUGACGGGAAAUUUGUAUCAGUUACCGUUAAAGCAACGGAUCAAGGUGAACCUUCAUUGGAAGGUGUUUGCUCCUUCACUGUUGAAAUCACCGAUGUUAACGACAACCCACCACUGUUCGAUCGUCAGCGAUACGUGGAGAACGUAAAGCAGGACGCCAGUAUCGGAACGAACAUUCUCCGAGUGUCGGCAUCGGACGAGGAUGCCGACAAUAACGGCGCGAUAACGUACUCGUUGAGCUCCCCUAACAAUGACCAAGGGCUGGAGUACUUUGAGAUUCAACCAGAGUCUGGUUGGAUCGUCUUAAAGAAGCCCCUUGACGUGAGUAUUCUCAUUGACGAUCAUUUACGUAUACGACUCUCUCUCUAGCAGUUAACAACGAGCGAUCUACUUCUACCCGGAGGGCCUCCCGUGCGUUCUCGAGCAAGCAACGUGUGUGUUCCGGUUUCUUCUUCAACGCAUCGCGCGACACGCUUUGCCGUCAUCCAUCCGUGAAUUGAAACGAAGUUGAAACGUCGCUUGAUUGUAUCUUCAAACGACGUCGUUGCGCGAAAAAAAUGUCGAACGAAGCUGUGUGUGUUUGAAAGGAAGAACUGCUCCGACAAGCCGAGAAUGCACGUGACGUUCUCCGAAAUUAUUAAUUACCAUUACGCCCAAAUUUACAACGUAUGUACACGCACGCGUAUAAUGUAUACGCGUGUGUGUACAUGUCGAAGAAGUAUAUAUAUAUAUAUUUAUAUCUAUAUUUAUACUGUGAAUAUGAAUACAAAGUUGAGUGUACACCUUCUGCCGAUAUAUAUAUUUCUAUAUUGUAUACGUUUACGUUUGACUUACGUUGAUUCUUUAACACGAAUCCGUUUUGUUGCGUUGAUAUAUCGGACAAACUUGUUAUAUCUGAUAUAUAUACGUUUUGGUCGGCAAAUUAUUUCUCUGAUUAUAUAUCACUGACAUAUGCAACGAAAUGAGUUUCCUUUUUACGGCACAUGUAUAGAACUUUUUAAUUCCCAUUGAUAUGCACAAUGUGUUCACUAUGGUAAAUACUUAGCUACUGCCUGAUUUCCUUCAAACGCUUCAUGUACCUGAAUCGAUCGACCGUUCGGGCUAUUUUUGCAACAGAACACUCUCUCUCUGUCUCUCUCAUUCUUUCUAUCGAGUACAUGCUCGCGGCGCGAGUACCUUUUUUUUUUUUAAAAAAAAAAAAAGAAAGAAAGAAAAAAACAAAUCGUUCCAGUCGAAAUCUCUCAUUUCGAACACACCUCUUGUCUCCAAGUUUUGUUCACCGUCCCGCGUUUCGGCCGCCGACGAAUCGUCGUUC